UUCACACUUUAAAGGUGGCAAAUGAAGGCUUAUACAGAGUGCUGAAGGGGAUGGUCGGAGCAAAAUGUCUUUGGUUUGCUUGGAAAAAUACACACUUGUCCAAAGAAUGCCAGGAUCUACUUAGGAAACUUCAUGACAGAGAGUCGGACAUCACCUUACAGAACAUUGUAGAUCAUGACUGGUUUAACAACACACCAGACACAGAUGCACUGGAGUCAGACGUGAGGGAAGGCCGUCCUGGUGCGCCUGAGACCGAGCCAGUGGUGGAGUACGCUGAACCAUCGACCAGCGCUGCUGGGUCAGCACAGGUGUGUCCUCAAACUCCCAGACAGGAGCCGACUCCAGCCGCUGGUACGCCUGAGACCAAGCGACACACACCCCGACAGAAGCCGACUCUGAGAAGACCCGUCUCAGUCAAGACAACAGACCUGACCUUGAUGUUCCCUAAUGACCUGAUAAGGCAAAAGGAAUACUUUCGGUCUCUUUAUGUAGUUGGAAGGAAACUGAACAAUAACGAUCUAGUCCGCACAGGAGUUAGAAGAUCGGACAACCAGAAAGUUGUCAUCAAAUUCGUUUUGAGGUCGAGAGGUCAGGAGGAAUUUAAAAAACCUGUCAGAGAUGGAGAAUCAAUGAUGGAACUGCAAAAGUUUCCAACUUGCUUGGAAAUCAUACGGAUUCUUGACCGUUUCAUCACGGAACAGAGUUGCAUCCUGGUAACGGAAUAUCUUCCACUCUAUAUGACCUUCAAAAAGUACGUGGAAAUGAAUAGAGGGUUGCUGAGAGAAUCCACAGUGAAUUGGAUCAUAAACCAGAUCAUUCUCAUAAUGCAUCACUCCACGAAGCGUGGCUUUUUUUACGACGUUGACAAGAAAUGGAUUCUGAUCAACCCAAUGACCCUGAAUAUAAAAUUAACGGACUUUGAUGUAGUGUACUUCACAAGAGAUAAAGAAGAUCAAGCUCUAAUGAGAAAAGUAUUGUUCUCUAGAAAAACGAUGCAAUAUCUCAUCUCUCAUAUAAGCCAUCCGUUUCGGGGACGAGGAUACAUCUCCAGAGAAUGUCGGAACUUUAAACGGGAUGUUCUUCAGAGAAAAACUUGGAGAUGUAAGAAUAGGACCUGUUACAACUUGAGGAACAUUUUAGAUCAUCCCUGGUUAAUGCCCGAAUUUGACUGAAUGAGACAUUUCAAUCAGUGAUGGACACGACCAACGCUUCCAACCGACCCGCCAACGGAAAGAAACAGAGAUCUAUCUAUCUUUCUUUCUAACUAAUCUUUCUUUCUUU
Molecule: messenger RNA, 1281 nt
Organism: Pimephales promelas (fathead minnow)
Lineage: Eukaryota; Metazoa; Chordata; Actinopteri; Cypriniformes; Leuciscidae
Source: RefSeq, a predicted model, not a curated record